UCCGAAGACAAACAACAACAGCUUGAAGCCAACUUGGAGGUGCUGCGUGGAGAGCUGAGUGACGCGUGCAAGAAACAGGAAGAGUUACUCAGAGCAUUGGCCACGUCUAAUGGUAUCCGUGAUCGUCUUGUCAGUGAGCUCUCAGCCCUGCUAGACGUACUUCCAGUGGCUGGUGAGUCUUCCGUUGAGGACCUCACUCAAGGCCUGAGACGGCGUAUUGACCAACUCUCCAAACAUGUUGCGGAUGCUGAAGCCAGUCGCGAUCAGCUAAUGUCUCGUGUCCAAGUUCUUGAAUCCGAACGUGCUGAGCUAGAACGAGAACUAACCUUACUCAAAAUCUCUUCAUCAGUCCGGGAGAAUGAGCCGGAUAUUGCCACAGUUACUGAACAGUUGGAAGCUGCCAAAACCAAAAUGGCACAGCUUGAGGCAAACGCAGAAGCUGCGCUUCAUCGCUUGGAAGGGAAGUCCGCUGAAUUGCAAGCCGUCCAAAAACAAUUGGAUCACACCUUAAAUGAGCAUUCGCAACUGAAACAAUCCCACGAACAGGCUAUGGCCAUGAUGGAAACAGAAAGACGGCAACUACUAGACAGAAUACAAACGAUUGAAUCUAAUUCAGCGGGUUUUGCAGGAUCUGAGGCUUCUGUUCCCAACGAUGAGCUGACACGACUUAUUGGCGAGAAGACAAGUGCCGAAUCUCAGGUGUCCUUCCUCAAUUCAAUUAUUGUCGAUCUGCAUAAGAAAAAUGCAGAACUGGAAGAACGUGUGCGCUCCAUGUUACUUGUUUUGGACACUCCCCCAGUAAAAACGGUCCUGGCUGCUCCGUUACCAAGGCCACCACGUCCUUGGUGUGAUAACUGUCUCGUGUUUGAUAGUCACGAAACUGAGAACUGUCCUCGAGUCGUCGAAAAUGGCACUUUGCACCCGAAGAAACGCGUGUCCCUCCAGAAAAUCGAACUAACUGAGCGAAUGUAUUGCGAUAUAUGUGGUGUAUUUGACAACCACAACACGGAGGACUGUACGAAUAACGAGACAUUUUGAAUUGGAUCGUCAUAUUUCGGGACACACGCUGUGCUUAUAAAGCGAUAACCCUUCAGAUGGAUACAAAUUUAAGUUGGGGCUUCAUUUAUGGCUUGCCAUUCGGAUACACUUCCUACUGUACCUUUUGUAGGCACCAACCACUUCAUUGGAGGAACGCGCUAUAGUCGUUCGUGUCGUCAAUAGACAGUCAACGUUUUUGACAUCCACACGGCGCUUAUCCUGUACAGACGUUGUUUUUGCUUUCCAACUAGUAACAUGCAUAGGCUGCUCGAGUGGCUCCCACAUUCGUCCACCGCCUUUGAUGUGGACUAUACGCAUGCGUCAGAUAUUGCACAUACCCCUUCGUUUCUUCUCUCUCUUUCUGUCUCACACACACGCACAUUAUGCUAUGCGUUCUUUGAUGCCCUCCGAAAGCAAUCCGCCUGCUUACACAGUUUUGUGAUCUUGGUUGCACGAUUAACAUAUCAAUCGCCGUUUUUUUAUUCGAUCUCGGUUCGGAAGUUUGCAAAGCAUUCAUGUACCGUCACUUUUCUCGGCCGUCACCCUCCUCCUCCUCCAUGUAUCUGUCCCGUGUCUUCGUGCGUCGCACCACCUCUUUCAACAUCCUCUGGUUGUUUCCUAAUGUACGGUUAUCACACUACAGAGCACAUACACCAGUUUUAUUGGAUGCGAUCAAUGCCUUUGUUUGUUUUUCCGUUUACCGUCCUCAUCCCCCCUGGGAUUUUAAUCGACGCCAAGUUUGAACAUGUACUGGUCAGUCAGAGUUUGCAAAUGGUGAUAUUAUGAACCGUGCAACUCCCACGGACGGACUGUCUGAUGCGCCAAUCUUAUCUAGGCUAGCACAUGGUACUACGCUGCUAUGCGCUGACAUCUAUUUUAUUGUAUUGCGUAUUAUUGUUGGG
Opisthorchis viverrini is the source of this 1940-nucleotide messenger RNA. RefSeq lists its product as hypothetical. The record is from RefSeq and is a predicted model, not a curated record. NCBI's taxonomy places the organism in Eukaryota, Metazoa, Platyhelminthes, Trematoda, Opisthorchiida, Opisthorchiidae. The annotation marks the transcript as partial. The transcript is spliced from 7 exons.